CUCCGACUCCCGUCCCCUCAUUUCCAUCGAGAGUUGGUUUGCGCAUCGAACUCAGCGUAUCAACCUGACUGAAAUCACUCAAGAUCAUCUUCAGCUCUUGGCAAUUGUGUUGGAGAAUCGAUCUCUAUUCAAUUAGCGACAGGGAAGAGCUUGCGAGGGAGCUCUUAUCAAGUGGCACUCGACAUCAAGUCUACUAAGUACCUAUUAAUAUCAGCACUGUUUCGCAACCCUAGACAAAUAUGUCUUGCCCUCAAUGCUUCAGUGGCUCAGUGCACGACGGCACUCCCAAGGGAAAGGUUGUCAAACUUCAUGGGCUGGAUGCGUACGUCUCCGAGCCUGAAGAAGGCAAGCCAGUCAAGGGAAUCAUCAUUAUUAUCCCCGAUGCGUUCGGAUGGGAGUUUCCAAACAACAGAAUCCUAGCGGACCACUAUGCGGAGAAGGGCAGCUAUAAAGUGUACCUGCCGGAAUUCAUGAACGGAAAUUCCGCACCUCACUGGAUCCCAGGGAUGCUGUACGGUCUCUUCGACACCGGUUCACUGUGGUCGUGGCUGCUUAAGCCAUACCAAGUCGGCUGGCUUAUUUAUGGCAUGGUCCCCUUUGUGAUUCGCAAUAGCUUCCCCAAGACCUGGCCGAUCGUCAAGGAUUUCUUCACUGCUGUGAGGGAGAAUGAAGGCGCUCACCUUCCCAUCGGCGCUGCCGGUUUCUGCUGGGGCGCCAAGCACACGGUGAAUUUGGCCCAGGGCUACGAAAGCAACGGGAAGCCUCUCCUUGACGCCGGUUUCACGGCUCAUCCAAGCAACUUGGAGAUCCCUGCUGAGAUCGAGAAGAUCAAGAAGCCCGUCAGCUUUGCAAUUGGUGACAAGGAUAUCCAGGUCAAGGUGCCACAGAUUGAGCAAAUCCGACAGAUUGUCGAGGCCAAGCCUGAUGGUGAGAAAGGAGAAGUCAGGACCUACUAUGGCGCAGGUCAUGGAUUCGCCGUUCGUGCGGAUCAUAUCUUGAAGGAUGCGGAGCGACAGGCGGAGGAAGCGGAAGACCAGGCUAUUGACUGGUUCAACCGCCAAUUCCAGGGAAUUUCUUACUAAGGAGUUACGUUUUACUCCUGGAUGUAAUGUUUUGGUCACUAAUAAUCGGAGGGGUGGAGGCUAGGAGGACGAUACUAGUAUCAGCUACGAGCUUCAUAUAUUGGAUACGCGAUGAGAAUGAUAGUCGCUAGGUUAUUUGAAUUCUUUAUGCU
Messenger RNA from Paecilomyces variotii, 1234 nucleotides. Its product is annotated as dienelactone hydrolase family protein. The transcript has 3 exons. NCBI's taxonomy places the organism in Eukaryota, Fungi, Ascomycota, Eurotiomycetes, Eurotiales, Thermoascaceae. The coding region runs from base 240 to 1082 and encodes 280 amino acids. Gene Ontology annotation, molecular function: hydrolase activity. The record is from RefSeq and is a predicted model, not a curated record.